This is a messenger RNA of Culex quinquefasciatus (southern house mosquito), 443 nucleotides long. RefSeq lists its product as uncharacterized. The record is from RefSeq and is a predicted model, not a curated record. Bases 51 to 320 code for a protein of 89 amino acids. The transcript is spliced from 2 exons. Lineage: Eukaryota; Metazoa; Arthropoda; Insecta; Diptera; Culicidae.
GAAGCUUUUCAGUUGAAAAAAGUUUCUUCAAAUCAGCAGAGCAUCAAGCGAUGGAAAAUUCCAAUCGCUUUGUGAUAUUUGGAUUGAUUUUUCUGCUGAUUGCCCACCUGGGAGCCACUCACACGUUGCACCGGGAAAAGCGGCAAAUGUACUCAAACAGCAUGGUGGCCACUGGAAUGAUGCCGGGGGAUGACGGUAGUGACCGGGCGAUUCCUGGGCUCAGUGAAAUUCAAACGGCUAUCGAAGUGGCACAAUUCCUGAUCAGGGUCGGCCAGCAGGUGGUUCCAGUUAUACUGGAGAAUAUUACGCCUGCGCCAUGAGGUAGAAUUUGGGAGUUGAUUGAGGAAUGGGGUUCGAGUUCGAAACGUAUCAGGAAAACUUCAAGAAAUAUUGUCGACCUUAGUGAAUGUAUUUGUUAUUAAAUGAAUGUAAUUAACAUAAAA